UUUCAGAUUAAUGUUACUUGAAAGUGAUCAAUAAUAAGAUAGUUCAAACAUCAAUAAUCAAUAACUAUAUAAAUCUACAUAUGUACUAUGUCUUAUAGAUAUAAUUUCAGUCAAUUAGGAAUAGACGAAAAAUUUAUGAUGACAAUGAUUUUAAGGAGGUUGUCAAAAAUUUUUAUAUUCUGAUCUCAGAAAUGAAUAAAAGUAUUUAAACAUCUUAAUUCAUUAUUAGUUAGGAAGAUUUCUAAAAUUCACAUGAGAAAAUAAUAACCAAAAUAAACUAAAUAGAGAAAUGCAAUCACAACUAAGUAACAAAUUAAAGAACCUCAGAUUAUUAAAAGAGAUAUCAAUAUUAGACCUGGAUUAUUGCAAGCUUAACAAUUCUUUAACUCUUGUUUCAGUUAAUAAAUAGUUAGUCAAUUAAUACCAAAUUUAAAUCAAACCAAACAUGAUCCAGUUUUCUGUGAAGAAAACAAACAACAUCUAGAUUUCUAACGCAAUCAGUUUCACAUAAAAAUUGCCUAUUAAAUAUAUAUCAAGAAAUUUGGUCCCUCCCUUGUUGAAAAUUAGGAUCCAACAUCUAUUGCCAAAAAAGUCAUGAAUACAAAUUUCAAUCCUAAAGUAAUUAUACUUUUAAGAACCAGUCACAAAUCCCAGAUGAUGAUAAAGAUAAUGAUAUUUCUGAUUUCCACAUUAAACCUAAUGAAGAUGCCAAAUAGAAACACUUGAAAGAUCUUGUUCGAGAAUUUUAGAGUGAUUAAUGAUUUUCAAAACAUUAUAAGAAGUAAG
Paramecium sonneborni is the source of this 786-nucleotide messenger RNA. Lineage: Eukaryota; Ciliophora; Oligohymenophorea; Peniculida; Parameciidae. The record is from the annotation of a GenBank genome assembly.